Molecule: messenger RNA, 10323 nt
Organism: Ictalurus punctatus (channel catfish)
Lineage: Eukaryota; Metazoa; Chordata; Actinopteri; Siluriformes; Ictaluridae
Gene: cc2d1b
Product: coiled-coil and C2 domain containing 1B
Exons: 26
Coding region: 865-3570 (901 amino acids)
Biological process (GO): regulation of transcription by RNA polymerase II
Cellular component (GO): nucleus
Molecular function (GO): RNA polymerase II cis-regulatory region sequence-specific DNA binding; DNA-binding transcription repressor activity, RNA polymerase II-specific
Source: RefSeq, a predicted model, not a curated record
CUAUAUUUAAAUUUAAAUGUAUUUGCGCAUAUUUAUCGAUCUAUUUAAUGUCCUGUAGAUUAAUGUACAGACACCAGUGUGACUGAAAAGCGGGGGCUUGUGGGAAAUGUAAUUUUAGACGGUUGUUGUACGGCGGUAAAUAUUGCUAAAAACGGUGCGAUUUGUAUAAAAAUAUUCAACACGACAAACAGAAUAGAACCUAAUAAACUGCAUAAACGUGUCAAGGAAGUGUAUGUAAUAAAUUAGGUGAAAUCUUUAACGUUAGGUAAAUGGUAUAACCGAUUGUCAGAACUUCACUUCCGGGAUGUGUGUGACGUGUCACUUUCUUAGCCAAUGGCAGUGAGUUUUGUUUUGACCAGAACCAGGAAGUGAUGAUGUUUUUGAUGGGAGGAUUGUGACCAGAAUCCUGACCAGAAGUAGGAACGAAACUAACCUAAUUACUGAGCUAUAUUUAUCUUUAUAUCCGUGAAGAACGGCUGUUUUAAUUCAAGAGCAGGAAUUACAACCGGUGGACAUUUUAGAGAUGUGUUUUUCUUUGAACUCUGGAGAUAACGGGCUUUAGGAAGGAACACGUUUCUUGCUCAGCCCCCGUGUUGUUGUCAUGUGAAUUAGUUCACAGCUGAAGCUCCGUGUUUUUCCCACGACACACUAAUAAAGUGAUAUUUUAUCGUGUUUACAGAACGACGGUAAUGUUCAGCGGGAUAAUGGUGCGUUUUAAACUAGCUACUUAAUUAUAGUUAAUUAUAUCUAAUCUUGUUUUGGGGGUUAUUUGCUUUACCUGCUUAAACUCAUCAUCCACCUUACAGAUUCGCGUCCUGUUAAACUGCUGAGUCACUGAAGCAGGUGGGUUUGAGGACAUUGAAGAUGUUUGCCAGGAAAAAUAAACGUCCUGCGGCUCCCAAAGGCCAAGGAGCUGCUGCUGCCAAACAGAUGGGUUUAUUCCUCGACUUUAACCCCGAGGACAUGAUGGAUGUGAGCGUGAACGUGGACGAUCCGGAUCUGGAGGCUGAAUUCGCUGCCAUUGUGGGGAAAAAACCGACUACUGCUGCUAAAGGGAAAAAAACCGGCAAAGCUCCGUUACCAAUGGAGGAUAUCGAAAAGAUGACUGAGGCCUGCAUGAAAGACCUCGACGACGAUGAUGAUGACGACGACGACCUCGAGGAUGAUGAAGACCUCCUGGCGGAGCUACAGGAAGUGGUGGGUGAAGAGGAAACAGAUUCUGGAGCAGAGACCGCCACCUCGCCUGGCAUUGAGGAAACUGGGCAAGUGAGGCCAGAACCACAGGACGCGAAGGCGUCGUCCACCACCCCCCCAGCGGCGGCAGCAGCAGUAUGUGGUAGUGUUGAACACAGACUUCAGGAGAGAAUCGUUAUGUACAACACCGCCAUAACCAACGCUAAAGCUGCAGGAGAGUCGGGUAAAGCUCGCCGCUACGAACGAGGGCUCAAGACUCUACAGAGCAUGCUAGCGUCCGUACGUAAAGGAGGAAAGAUAAACGAAGCAGAGAUCCCCCCUCCAGUGGCGUCUGGUAACCGUGGCGACGCUGUUCCUCCCUCGGCUUCUCCCACAUCCGCACCGUCCCCACCCGAGCAUAACGAAGAGUCGGACAGCGCUGUGGAGACUUCACCCGUUUCCAUGGAGACCAUCUCUGUGUCCACGCUGCCGGAAGUGAAAGUAUCCUCAGCAGAGACCUCGCCCGUUUCCGUGGAGACCUCCGCUGGUUCUCUGGAGCCGCCAGCCAGCGGUGACGGUCCGUCUGGUGUGAUCCUGCCCGAGGAGGAGCGUAUCCCAGAAUCCCCUGCAGGUGCAAAAGUAAGUGCCCCCAGUAAGGAGGCGUUGUUGGAGAGACAGAAGCAGUACAGGAUGGCCGCUGUGAGGGCGAAACAAGCCGGAGAUCUGGAACAGGCCAAAACACACAUGAAGAGCAGCAAGAGUUUUGAUGCUGCGCUCGCGGCGCUGGCGAAAGGAGAGAGCGUGGACCUCGGUCAACUUCCUCCUCCUCUGUCUGGAGGGACGGAAUCUUCUCCAAAACCAGCUGUAAAGAUUUCGCAAUCAUCCCCGAACAUGCAGGCACACGAGGCGGCGGUGAAUCCGCUCGGACCGGUCCCGCCCAGAACCGUUUUGGAAGCUCUGGAGCAGAGGAUGGAUAAAUACAAAGAGACGUGCGAUCAGGCUAAAGCUAACGGCGACGAACGCAAAGCUCGCAUGUACGAUCGCAUCGUCAAGCAAUAUCAGAGCGCCAUCCGCUCACAUAAAGCAGGACGAGCUGUUAAUUACGAAGAGCUGCCUGUACCGCCAGGUUUUCCACCAAUCCCAGGACAGGAGGCGAUUAAACCUGAGCAGGGAUUGGCUGCCGCGCUGGAAACAGCCAGUAAGCUCGCUUCUAACGAGGCAGACGGCGGAGACGACGAUGAUGAGGAGGAGGAAGAGGAAACAAAGAAAGAAAGCAAACAGCCCAAAGCUCCAGCAGCAGUGGAGAAGCAGAAGAAGCAGAUGAUGGCGGUUCCUCAGGCAGUCCAGCAUCCUAAAAGAACUCCUUCACCUUCACCUGAGAGACCUACCAAGAACGAGAACCCGUCUUCCACAGUGACGGAGCAGGUGGAGAUGUUGGAGGCUCGGAGGAAGCAGUACAUGAAGGCGGCGCUGCAGGCCAAACAGAAGAACGACAUGGAGCAGGCCAGGGUUUAUUUACGCACAGCCAAGAGCUUCGAGCCGCUGAUUACUGCAGCACGCAGCGGAAAACACGUCGACCUCAGCAAGGUCCCGUCUCCCCCUGCUGAUGAGGACGAGGACUUCAUCGUGGUCCAUCACAGUGAGGUGGAGGUGUCUGAGAGAGCUGAGGAGGUUUACACUCAGCUCAGCACCAUGCUCAAGGAGCAGUACGAGAAAUGUUUGACUUACUCCAAGCAGUUCACUCACAUGGGGAACAUCGCUGAAACAACGAAGUUUGAGAACAUUGCAGAGAGAUGUAAGAAGAGUCUGGAGAUCCUGAAGCUGGCUCAGAACCGAGGACUCGAGCCUCCUAAGCACCACUUCGAGGAGAGAACGUAUCGCACCGUCAGGAUCUUUCCGGAGCUCAGCAGCAGUGACAUGGUGGUGAUGAUAGUAAAAGGAAUGAAUCUUCCGGCUCCUCACGGCGUGGCGGCGAACGACCUGGACGCGUACGUCCGGUUCGAGUUCCCCUACCCCAGCACAGAUCAGCCUCAGAGACAGAAAACUGCGGUGAUUAAAAACAACAACAGUCCCGAGUACAACCAGAGCUUCACCUUAAACAUCAACCGUAACCACCGCAGCUUCAAGAGAGCGGUGCAGACCAAAGGCCUGAAACUGGAAGUGUUUCAUAAAGGUGGUUUCCUGAGGAGUGAUAAACCUGUAGGAACAGCUCAUGUUAAACUGGACAAACUGGAGACUGAGAGUGAAGUGCGUGAGAUAGUGGAGGUGAUGGAUGGCCGGAAGCCCACAGGAGGUCGAAUAGAGGUCAGGGUUCGUCUUAGAGAGCCACUGAGUGGUCAGGACAUGCAGACUGUCACCGAGCGCUGGCUGGUGCUGGACCAAUCGCAUUCGAUCUGAUCUUCACUCUGUCUGAUCCGCCGUGAUGUCACACUCGGACACGCCGCCGUUCCUCGUCCUUCGUUGCAAAAGUUGGGAGAAGACGUCACAGUUUCACAUCAAAACCACACGGUGGCGCUGUUCACACGUUCAGUCCAGCACGGGGAGAAAAAAACAAAAACACACAGCUGGGGUGAUUCAUGAUACACAGUGAGAUUAGAUGAGCGAGUUAUCUCUCUCUCUCACACACACACACACACACACACACACACACACACACACACCCCUCUGUAUGGACUUUAUUGAUGUUGUGUGUGAAUCUGAGAUGCUGUUUGUGAUUAAAGUGUGGCUCAGUGACGUUUAAACCGCACUUAUGCACUAAUACCAAAGCGAUGGGUGUAGCUGGAGCGCGACGUGGUACGAUUAUUUAACCUGCUGUUUUAUAGCACAACACUGCUGUAACAUUUAACACGCAACUGAUUUAUCUAUGCAAAGUGCUCGUGUCGGUUCCCUCAAACACCGCGAUGGUUUUAUAAACUCAUUUGUAUGUCACGAAGCAAAUCCGCUGCACGGAGAGACACGGGUUUAACCACACGCCAAAGCCAUAAUCCGCGCUCACGCAAACCCAAAUGAUUACAAUACGCAUAUUUAUUACAGGAAAACGCUUCAACGCGCUGCUAAGCUAGCAUUUAGUGUGGAAUCUCUUCCAGUGUUGUUGUGGUGUCUUUUUAUUUCUUUUUUUUUGUUUGUUUGUUUUUUUUUUAACGCGCCCUUGUCCACUUCCAAGCCCUCGGAGUACUUCAUCCUGAGACGGCUGGAGAUCGUCAUGAAAUUUCAACAGCGCCACCUGCAGGACCGGAGCACUCGUACGCGCAGAGUUUGUAGCGUCGCGAAGGUGGUUUCAUUUUCUCACAAAACUCUCCGAGGUGUCGUCUUCACGUCACGUACGCCGAAGAGGCGUGAAAAAAACGCGCCGUUAUUUUUAUUUAAGCUCACGUUUGUUUGAGAACUGACCGCGCGUCCGUUCCCGCUAGCGAAGUAUGAGCUGAUUCGCGUGAAACGUCCGUCGUCGACGCUCCGUCUCACGACCCGAGACAGAAAUCGCUUGCUGGUGCGAACAGCUGGAUCUGUAAUGAAAUUCGAUAGUACGUUUUUGUGUUUUGGAGAACUUGUACAGUUCUUCUGUUCUUCCUUCACUUAGGUUUUUAUCUUAAAAGCGCGGAAAAAUCGCCAAAAACGAAAUAUUUGGAAAUCACAUAAAAAUGUGGUGGUUUUUUUUUUUUUUUUUUUUUGGUUUUUUUUUUGGGACGUAGGGAGCGUACGAUUUUUAAACUCUGCGGAAGUGGACGAGGGCGCGUUCUAAACUUCGGGAUGAGACUCGCACGCACUUUUCGGCUGCUCUUCCUGCACUUUGACGUGGCUUCGCGGUGGUGGUUCUGUCGCUCUUCAGGCUGUUCGCCAGGUUUACAUGUAACGUUCUGCUGAGCAAACCAGACACGCUCGUAUUUUUAUUAUCAUUAGUGUCUGGUUUUUCACUUUAGAUGGUAUAUAAUAUUGUCCGAGUCUUGCCAAACUAACUGGUUGCCAUGGUAAUAUGCUCUGUUUGAAAAUAGCUUUGGCUCGUCACUGACGGGCGUGCGCUGAUUAAUCGGUUAUACGAUACAUCGCAAUAUUUAGCACACGAUAUCAUCACGAGCGCUUCCCCCUCACUGGACGCAGGAUAAAACGGUUUAGGAGAAAGCGAACCGCUACGAUAAACACGUUCUACGAGCGGCAGUGUAUGUUACCGUGGUAACGCUGUAAUCCAUGAUGAAUAAUAAUAGCUUUAUUAAUUUAUGCUUUAGUCUGUUGUUUCGCUGAGGAGGAGAAAAAAAAAAUAAAAAAUGUCUGCGUUCUUUGGCGUCUAAAAACAAUUAACGCCCCCAAAAAAGUUUUUUUUUUUUUUCCUUCUUCUAUAAAUACACACACACGCAGGUCUUCAUAUAUGUGUCGUAAACGAUUUCGUUCAUCUCCGUUAGCUACUCCGCUUUAAGAUUUUAGGAGGCGGGGCCUAGAUAGGGGCGGAGUCAUAGCAAUCAAAGCCGAGGGGGGAAAGUCGUAAAAUUUCAGCGGUUAGCAAGUGGGUGUGGUUUAUAAUAUUCAGUGGGUGUGGUUUAUAAUAUUCAUUAACCUCAUAUCUUCAGUGCAAAACUACAGACUCCGAACACGUCGAGUUUCUUUGAGAGGAAGGCGGACGUUCUGGACAUUUUAGUUUCUUUAAAUUCCGAAUACGCCAAGAGUUCAUUUCACUACUUUAUCGUUCUUCCAUUUCAAAGUUGUAGUAAUAACGCCGGUAUCUUUUAUUGUUGUAUUUGUUUUUUUGGGGGUUUUUUUUGCUUAGAAGUGAACAUGCCAUUAAUCAGCUAUUCAGUGUAUCUCAGUUAUCCGCUGCAUCAUCACCCCUUGUUCCGAUCAGCAGUAGGCCGCCUAAGUAGGGAGCAAUAUUUAAGUCUACCUGAACGUUCCCUCGUUUCGGACAUCACCUUUCCGUCUCUUCCGGAGAAAACAAUCCCGUAAUCCUGUUCUGAAAACGCUGAUAUGGGAACUGAAUACUGGCACACGCUGGGAUUUACACACACACACACACACACACACACACACACUCACUCACUGAGCUGGAAUUAAAUAGCCGUGUGUACGUGUAGAAAACGUUGACCUGAGCUGAAGAAGACGUCGUGGUGUUUUUUCUGAAAGCUUCUUGCCGGAAGCUGAAAGCUGGAUUUUUCAGACUGUUGUAGAAAGUUUGUGAAUUAAACUUCUUUUAGCAAUAAAGAUCGAAAAGACGCGUCUGUGUUUCUCUCCUAAAUGUCUGUUUUAGCCAAGUCACCGUUUCAGACCCCGGUUCUGCUCACGGCUCAGGUGGACCCGUGUGGUGGAGUUGACGGUACGAUAACAAUCCAGGCCAGAGUUUGGACUCCGAUUCUUACGGCCGGAGGAAGACUGAGACGUGUCUCGCUUUUAGUUCAUGUGAGAAGGUAUGAGGUGAGCGUGAUGAUCUCGAGGUUGUGUUGCAGACGAUGGAUCACCCUCCAGGAAGUGAGGUCAGAAAGGCAGUACGAUCUCUUCUGAGGGAUGUGGGAGGCGGAUGAAGGGAAAGAGGAGUAAAGUGUGUAUCGUGAGACCUGAUCACCCGAGUACCGACCCGUGAGGGACACCCGCACUGUGUCUGUGAGGAAGCCGAGCACGUAACAUAAACCAGACCGGUUAGUGCGUUACUGCACGUGUGUUAUCUGCUUUGUGUGAUAUUUAGAAAUCGGGAGACUCGGAUCUCGGCUUUAGCGUCAUAGGAACGUCCAACUUGGAUUCCUGUCUCAGUCUCGACUUCCUUAACCUGUGGAGUGAAUUUAGGGAAAAUGAGAGUUAGAUUUUUCACUAACUAACCCCUUACUGUUUUUUUUUAUUUAUUUUUUUUACUAAAAAUCUGACUUUCUCAGAUUUUCCCCAGAUUCACACCACGAUAGGAAAUCACAGAAAGUCUCAUUUUUUUUGUCGUAAAAACAGUAAGGGGGAUAUUUUUCUUGGGUGAAAAAAUGAACUUUCUCAGAUUUUCCCCAAAUUCACAGCACAUGUUAAGGAGGUCGAGACUAAAACAGGAUAAACAGGGUUGUUGUAAUGACUGGAAUAUACUGAAAUUGGGAGCCUCGGAUCUCGGCUUUGGAGCGUGACGGGAAGCUCAAACUCGGAUUUCCGAGUUAGUCUCGACCUCCUGAAUCUGUGGUGUGAAUUUGGGGAAAAUCGGAGGAGGUCACAUUUUCCGCCUCAAAAAACACAAACACAAACCCCUUACGUUUUUUUUGAUGAAAAAUCCGACUUUCUCAGAUUUCCCCCAGAUUCUCAGCGUAGAUUCAGGAGGUCGAGACUAACUCGCUAAUCCAUGUUUGAGCUUCCUGUCACGCUCCAAAGCCGAGAUCCGAGGCAGAGAACCACCCUUUCGGAGGCGAGCGAUGUUUGAAUUUAGAUCUGAUCAAUUCUAUGCAAAUCAGGAAUACGCUUCGACAAAUACCUAAUCUGAAUGUUUAAUAAAACUGUAUUAUUAUUCAGCUGCGUAUAAACCUUAUCGACGUUUACAAAUCUAAACGAGACAAAAUCAUUUGAUUCAUGACCCCUCACUGUCAGUAGGGGGCAGUAUCACAAGCCAGGCUCGGACGAAGCCACUCAAUUCGCUUAACACAGUUUUCCCCGCUCUCUAACUUCCAUCAUGGCCCCCGGAAAAUCUCCAGAAAUCCUUCCCGUUACUGCUAGUAGAUUAAAUAAUAAAAACGACCAGAGUAAAUCCCGAAAACAUGAGAAGUGUUGAGUUUGGAUUCUGCACUUUGACGGUUUUAUAAAAAAAAGUCUAGAUUCAAAAAUGUAAUCGAGUACUAUUUGAUUAUUUACAUAUAAUGUUUUAUUUAAUUGAAAUUCCAGUCAUGUUCAUGGAUAUCAGUCUCUCUCACACACACACACACACACACACACACACACACACACAGCAUUUCAGAAGGUUUUUAUUUUACAUAUAAUACAGCUUUUUCAUAAAGUCUCCAUUUUAUUGACAAAAAACAAACAAACAAAAACAACAUGGAGCAGGUUAAUGCUUCUUUUUGGCUUUUCGUGUUUUACAUUGGAAAGUUUUUGACCCACAUCAGGAUUUAAUCUUUCACCUUUCCUCCUCGCCCGUAUCCACGUCUUCUACAGUGUGUAACGCGUCACUCGUAUCACUCGCUUAACCAUAUCUCACACUUUCUGUGACCAAAGCUCCCGUUUCAUCGUGCAUGCAGUCCGUGAAAAUAAAGAAAAACAAACAAACAAAAAAAAAAAAAAAAACCACUGCAUCGACAGCUUCUUAAACAGGAAAUGGAAAAAAAAAAAACCAAACAAGACUUCAAACGGAUGUAAAAGGUAACUGUUGCUUUGAGCUGCAUCAAAGACAGAAAGUAACAUCGUAACAGUUUAUACGUGAAGUGCUGCGUUAAAAUGAACUCCAUCACGUGUUUCCGUAACGGAGAACCGAUUCCAGCUCGCUCGGUUCAUUUCAUUUUUUUUUUUUUUUUAAGAUCGUGGACUUAUACGACAAUUUCCACAAAAAAAAAAAAAAAAAAGUUUGAAACUCGUGCGUUUGUUGAACACAAACCUUUUUCUAAAGCUCUGAAACGAAAACGUUUAAGUGUAGGUUCAACGAGGAUGUAACGUUUGAUCCGAAUACUCGAUUCUGAUUGGCUGUUUAUUAUUCACCCGUGACCCGGUCCGACCCACAGAACUUUCUUCCGUCGCGUUCGAGUCCGACUGAAACGUAAACACCGUCAAAUUCCUGACGCGGCGUUUCUCCGGAACGACGUCGCCACGACGCGGCGGGUUUUCCGUCUCGACUCCGCUAACGCGUGCGCGGCGUGUCGUAGAUAAUCAAAGCAAAGCAACGUGAUAAAAGCAUUACAGAGUACUUUAAGUAAAAGUCAUGGCCCCCCAGCGCAGUUCUUUUGACGAUCACGUGACUCUCGAUUCCGCAUCAGCGUCUCGUCUCCGUCCUCGGCUUCUGUGCGAUGGCUUUAUUCCCAGUGCAGUUCUUUACAAAUUAAAAGUCUUGUUCCGUUAUUUAUUAUCUUCUGAUGAAGGGGGGUUUUACAGUUCGCUUCAGAUCACACGAGGCGAUGGACAGACGACGGAAUCUGCGGUUUUGUAUCACAUUAGAACCUGGUUUUCAUUCCUCCUUUCACCAGCAUUCGUUCGUUCAGUCCCAGUGUUUAACGCGUCCUUGUCGACUUCCCCUCGUUCCAUCACUUUAGCGCUGUAGACCUGACGGCCAAAAUACGCACUAAACUAACUCCGAGACCCGGAAUAACCGGGAGUUUUACUCUCUGAAUCAGGUCUCGGUCGUCAGUUUGUCUGCGACACCUGGUGGACGUUUAUUCUGGUACCUGGCUAGAAAAUUAGCUAAUGAGUACGUUGGCUAGUUUGCAAAGUGAGCAGUUAGCAAUCUGAUCAACUGAUCUCGAUCUGCAGAAACGGUUUGAAUAUCUAAUUCUACUACUUAGCAAACUUCUGCACCAGAUACUUACUUCUCAAACCACACUGUGACCUGGUAUCCAGCUCAAACGCGAGACAGGCAGCUGGUUACUAGACCCGCCGUGUGAAAUUAGGGAUUCGGAGUCGUAAAAGGUAAGCGGACAAGGGUGCGUUACAACAGUCUGGGGUUAAAUUAGCAAAGCACUUGUGAAAUGCUGGUUCAGUUUAAUGCUAAUUAACGUCUCUGUGACACUCAUCACUCCAUCCAUCACUCCGUAAACACGUCGUCAAAAACGGAACGCUACAUCGCUUCAGCUUUGGAGGAAUUCCACUUACAGACAAAUAAACAAACAACGUCCAUACUAUUGAAAUAAAGCAUCCGGUGAUUAAAGCUAAUAGUAAAUAAAUCACUCCGAGCAGAACGUCCUGUUUUUAAAAUCGUCACUUCUCUGUUUCACGCGACCCCCCCCCCCGGCAAAAAGGCGUCUGAUUGGUUAAGUGCAAAAACCAAUGAAAGGAGGCGGAUUUGAGAAGUUUCUCGAAUUAAGCAAGACUUUCCCCGAAAGACGGGCGCUCCUGCUUCGACGGGGGCGGAGCAUGAGCUCAACUCGAUCGGCCAACUAUAUAAUAGCGUCAUAAAGUUAGCUUGCUCGCGUACACGACUAACUAUAUAAACACGCUAACGUGACGCAACGCUAAUGUCGGGAUAAUUCAUAACCAAAAACGGUACUUUUUUUUUUCUUUUUUUUUUUU